AUGAAUUUCAUUCCAUAUCGCAGUAAAAGUGUUCCUCCACGUCCUGCAGGACUACCGGUGAGAGUAGGUAGUCGUGAUAUGGACCGUCAGAUACCUUACUACCGCAGUCGAUCGUUUGCGAAUGUGAGGCGUGAGACGGUAACAAGUAACUGCAACAUAAACGCACCUGAAAAUGUUACUCAAACUAGACAGUCCGACCGGUCGGGCAAUGAUUCAAGCUAUGUGAUCGUCGUUCUCGCCGAAGGGCGUGGACAUGCGGUUCUGGAGAUCGGUCUGGCUGCCAUCGAUGUGGCCUCGCCUCAUCUAAAACUCGCUCAAUAUGGCGAUAACUUUUGGUAUUCUGCCACAUUGGCGACACUACACAGCCUCGAUCCAGCAGUGGUUUAUUUUUCCGAGCAUGCGCUAGUCAGUGGGACAUCGUACUUGCCAAGGCUGAUCCAUCAGUAUCUUCCUCGAACGCAGGUGCUCGGACUGGGUAGGUCCUACUUUAACGACAGCAUUGCCGAAAGUUACCUUUCGCAACUGUGCAGCCGAGACUACGGACGUCUCCGUGGACUUAUUCUCAGCAAAUACUACGGAAUGGCAUCCUGUGGGGCACUUUUACGCCACUGUAUGGAAACGGCUCUGCUGCAGAUCGCAACCAAAUCUUUGAAACUCAGCUACAUCGAUAAAAUGGCUACCAUGACGAUAGAUGUAGAGUGUGUUGGUCAGCUUGAGUUGUUGGGAUCGUUGCAGAAAGGGGAAGAACGAAUGUCCCUGUUCGGUUUUAUGAACCACUGUAUAACCGGUAUCGGGAAGCGUCAUUUACGAGCAAACAUAAUCGAACCAUGGACGAGCCGUGAGCGUUUGGAGUCACGCCUCAUGUGCAUACGCGAGUUUUUGGCGAAACCGACUCUGCAUCAAACAAUUCGGAGAACACUGACUGAGAUUAAGGAUCUCGGAGGAUUGCUCAAGCUUUCAGUAGAUAUUGAUCGAAUGAAAAAUACUCAUCAAAACACCACCCACAUGCUUAAUCAAGCUUCGAGCUUGCGAAACGUUCUGAAGGUCGUGCCGAAGCUUCGUGAUGUGCUUCGUGACGUACAAGCUGGCUAUCUAAGCGAUUUGAAACAAACCCUUGAAGAACAAGUAUACAAUGAUUUACUGGAAAAAAUAUGUACGAUCCUAGAUGAUGGUCCAACUGAACGCAACAAUAGCUACAAUCGGCUUUUCCUUGUUCGUUCCAACAUCAAUUCAAUAUUGGAUCUGUUGCGGACACUAUAUUCUAGCGUAAUAGAUGAAAUCCGUCAGUACGUGGCCGAACUAAGCAUUACAGCUCGAAUGCAGCUGAAACUGCAUCAUUCGAAGGCGAACGGGUUCCACCUGCUAUACGUACUGGCCAACGACGAGGUAGACAAUGCUGCUGAACAGCUUAGUGCAAGCUUUCAGAUAUUAAGUCGCGUUGGCCACCGUUACACUUUAUCAAACGGGCGGUUGAUGGCAUUCAACGAAAAGCUCAACUCAGUCGGUAAAGAAAUCGAAGAAAUAAGCUAUGGUAUCAUCAGUAGGCUAAUCGUCGGCAUACGGGAGCACAUAGACGCCGUGUACAAUCUAGUAGGGUGUCUGACGGACCUUGAUGUUGUGCAAGCGCUAUCCAUUGUUAGUCAAGGAAAGGAAUUUUGCGAGCCAACCUUUGGCGAGGAAACAAAAAUAGUGUCAGGAAGGCAUCCUUUGCUGGAACGAUUUUGUGGUCAUCAAUCGAUCGUUCGAAACAAUGUGAUUGCAACGCCGGAGUACAACGCGUUCAUCGUUACCGGGCCUAAUAUGAGCGGCAAGACGGUUUACAUGAAAACCAUAUGCACUCUGCAAAUCAUGGCACAGCUAGGUUGCUACAUUCCGGCAUCUCAAGCCCAAAUCCGGAUCGCAGAUCGCUUGUUGACGAUAUUUGGUGAUGCUGACAACCUUCAAGAAAAUCACUCGUAUUCCAGCCGGAUGUACGAUAAGUUGCAGUUUGUGGGUCACUGCCUCACAUCGAGCAGCUUGAUCGUGAUAGAUGAAUUGUACGGAGAUACGCACCGGCCGGAUACCAGCAGUACAAAGUGGGCUCUGCUAGAAAGGAUCAUUGGUCACGUCGGAUUCGUAAACGACAACCGUCAAGAAGCCAUGAUCCCCACGUUGUCUUCCAUUCGCAAACCGUUUGUAUUCAUAACGACACAUUGCAUGGAAUUAUUGAGGCCACUAGAAGUGCAUCACAACGUGUCUCGACUCUGUUUGCGGACCGAAACUGUCCUCAUAAACGGUGUCGAGCGGCUUCGUUACAAGUACUCAGUCACUGAGGGACGCACAACGGUGCAGAAUUAUGGCCUAUCACUCGCUCGCACCGUCAACAUCCCGAAGGAAGUACUGGAUCGUGCAGAGAAACUUUGCAACGGAGAUUUGAAACGACAUCUGAUGGAGAGUGCAUCGAACGUUCCGGUGCAUAAUCGGACUGGUAACCUUUCCACUAACACGCUCAAUUCUUUGUCGACUCAGGGAAGCUUCAACGAAUUUUUCAAACUAUUCUACCACCUGUACGGGAAGGUGGCUGACGCCGUACGCAAUACGGAAAAUAUUGAGCAGCAUUUGACCGAGCAGCUGGAAACGUUUCUUGAUUCCGUACCGGAAGAGGUGCGCGAAUUUCUUAGAGUAACGCCCCUCCAUCGACUAUUGCAGCUGGACGCGUGA
Messenger RNA from Anopheles nili, 2700 nucleotides. Its product is annotated as mutS protein homolog 4-like. The coding region runs from base 1 to 2700 and encodes 899 amino acids. Gene Ontology annotation, cellular component: nucleus. Gene Ontology annotation, biological process: mismatch repair; reciprocal meiotic recombination. NCBI's taxonomy places the organism in Eukaryota, Metazoa, Arthropoda, Insecta, Diptera, Culicidae. Gene Ontology annotation, molecular function: ATP binding; mismatched DNA binding; ATP-dependent DNA damage sensor activity. The transcript has 3 exons. The record is from RefSeq and is a predicted model, not a curated record.